This is a messenger RNA of Phytophthora nicotianae INRA-310, 4797 nucleotides long. RefSeq lists its product as hypothetical. The coding region runs from base 208 to 4401 and encodes 1397 amino acids. The record is from RefSeq and is a predicted model, not a curated record. Gene Ontology annotation, molecular function: protein-macromolecule adaptor activity; protein binding. Gene Ontology annotation, biological process: cellular response to amino acid stimulus; regulation of autophagy; cellular response to starvation. Gene Ontology annotation, cellular component: cytoplasm; TORC1 complex. Lineage: Eukaryota; Oomycota; Peronosporomycetes; Peronosporales; Peronosporaceae. The transcript is spliced from 2 exons.
AUUAAGUUCGCACUCUUUGAACCACAAAGAAGCAAGCUACGUCGCCGAUUGGGAGCUGCGUCUGUGACCGAGCUGCUAUCGCCCAUUCCAGUGUACCGUACCUUCUACAAGCAGUGUCAUCUCCUCAGCUCGUGUCUUGGGCGUUGAAUAGCGUGAUUUUGGUGCUCUCACGUGGACUCUCACGUGGACCGAAUAACAUUUUAAUCGAUGGCAGUGACGUCGCAGUCUCCCGCAUUCGCGUCGCCACGGGUUUCGACUACUACCAACGGUUAUGAACCUCUCACUAUGAACGGAAACAGGCUGAGUGAGCGUGCAGGUGGACUCCGCUUCGCUCAAAAUGCGGAAAAGGUCAAAGCUACCGACAAGCAGGACGAGCCUCCAACGCCCAUGGACAUUGUGCCGUGGCGGAUGCGCGAGCGCAUGAAGACGAUGGACGUGGCGCUGGUUCUGUGUCUAAACAUCGGAACGGACCCGCCUGACGUGGAGAAAUCCACGCCUUGUGCUCGUAAGGAGUGCUGGGUGGACCCGUUCUCUAUGCCAGCCAAGAAGGCUAUUGAGACCAUUGGCAACACGCUGCAGUCGCAGUACGAGCGCUGGCAGCCGCGUGCUCGCUACAAACAGAGCUUGGACCCAACGGUGGAGAAGAUCCGCGAGUUGUGUGUGAACCGACGAAGACUAGCCAAGCACGACCGCGUGCUGUUCCACUACAAUGGCCACGGCGUACCUCGACCAACACAGAAUGGAGAGGUCUGGGUGUUCAACAAGAGUUACACGCAAUAUAUCCCGCUGCUAGUUUACGACCUGCAGUCAUGGGUGGGGACACCAUCGAUCUAUGUGUUUGACUGCUCGGCGGCAGGAGUGCUGUUGAGCCACUUCACGUCGCCUCCGACGACUCAAGCUCAAACACACGGACGAAAUGGAAGUCCGUCUGCUAAUGAAGCCAUUGUGCUGGCCGCUUGCGCUGCCGAUGAGCUGCUGCCGAUGAACCCGGAACUGUGUGCCGACGUGUUCACAUCGUGCUUGACAACUCCAAUUACUGUCGCGUUGCGGUGGUUUAUCUCGCAGAACGAACUCUCGAUGGCGCACCUGGAUGCCAGCUUCAUUGAACGUAUCCCUGGAAAGCUGACUGACAGAAAGACACCUUUAGGCGAGCUGAAUUGGAUCUUCACAGCAAUUACCGAUACGAUUGCGUGGAAUAUGCUGCCUCGUGAGCUAUUCCAGAAGCUGUUCCGACAGGAUUUACUUGUAGCGUCACUUUUCCGUAACUUCUUGUUAGCAGAGCGCAUCAUGAAGUCUGAAGGUUGCUCGCCGUGCUCACUUCCAGCUUUACCACCAACAAAUCACCACUCGCUGUGGCGCUCAUGGGAUUUGGCGGCUGAGGUGUGCUUAAACCAGCUCUACAAACUGUCAAACCCGUACCCGAAUGUUGACAUGAGCUUUCAGCCUUCGCGGUUCUUCGCAGAACAGCUCACAGCGUUCGAGGUGUGGCUGCAGUUCGGAUCUUCGGAGAAGCCACCGCCACAACAGUUGCCUAUGGUUUUGCAGGUGCUUUUGAGCCAAGUUCAUCGUCUUCGCGCACUCGUGCUACUGAAGAAGUUCCUUGACUUGGGACCUUGGGCAGUGAAUUUGGCACUUUCUGUUGGAAUAUUCCCGUAUGUACUCAAGUUGCUCCAAUCUCCAGCGAGUGAGCUUCGUCAGGUACUAGUCUUCAUCUGGGCAAAAAUUCUGUCUCUGGACUCAAGCUGCCAAGUGGAUCUUGUUAAGGAUGAUGGUCAUUCCUACUUCAUAUCACAUCUCGCUGCCGGACUCCACAACGGUGGAGGGAAUCAGAGUGCCUACAGUGCUGCGAGUAGCAUGAUGCCUGCUGAGCAGAAAGUAAUGGCGGCCUUCAUUAUCUCAGUGAUUUGCAACAAGAACUUACCUGGCCAAAAGAGCUGCUUGCCACAAUAUUUACACAAGAUUUGCAUCAAUCUGCUUCAGGAUCCCGACGAAGAAGUACGCAAAUGGAUUUGUUUGUGUCUGGCGAAAUUGUGGGAAAACUUUGACGACGCAAAGCGUAUUGUGAUCGAAGACAAGGUGCCUCGGAUACUUGGCUCCAAGCUGCGCGAUGAUCGCCCAGAAGUGCGUGGUGCUGCUGCCUAUGCACUCGGUACUUUAGUUGGCUUCCAAUGUGACCCCAAUACAAGCGGAAAGCAUGUCGAUAUGAAUCGCUUAGAAGAUUUUUUCCGACAGCGAGCACACGACGAUAUCAUCGUAGCUUUGGAACUGCUGCGUGGUUGUCGGGAUGGAUCUCCAUUGGUACGUCGGGAGAGUGUGCUGGCUCUAGCAAAUGUUAUCCUGCACAACUACCACCAACCACGUUUCGAGUUCGUAGCCAAACACUUUAAGAACCAGCUAGUUAGCACCCAAGCCACUUCUCCUGCCGACCACAGAUCUUCUCCGGUUGAAUUGGACUUUCAGGGCGGUAAUGAAGCACGAAACUCGCUUGAGAGUAUCAACGACACGAAUUUCCAAGGCGGUGCAGACAUAUUCGUGGACGAGGAGCUGCUGGAAGAGAUUGGAGAAGAUGCUAAGUACUAUGCGCAAAUUUGGCAUGUGCUCAAGGAAAUGCAAUCGAGAGACCCGUUUCCGCAUGUGGUGGACGCCGUUAAAGCGAUUGUCAGCUUCGUAAAUGCUAGCAUCUUGGAAGCUGAGCAAGAUCAACUGCGAGAAAACAGUCAGACAGGAAGCGUGCUAGCUUCCCCUCCACGUAGUGCAAAUCCUGAAAAUCUCUCAGCUAUGCGUGCAGAGAGAAAUACUGGCGCUGCGUCUCCGUUUCGACGAGAAGUGUCUGUGCCCGGGUUGGCCAACAACCAGGUUCAGCGAAAUGAAGAACGAUUUGGUGUUUCCUCGGAAAAUGCAGCACUCACCUCGGCGAAUUCUGAACAAGGAAGCUUGAUCAGAACCCCAGAUACACACAUGCAACCUGCUGCACCUACUCCGAAAGGACUAAGAUCAGUUGUAUCGGUGGGAAACUUCCAGCAGUAUCAAAACAAGUUCCAACAAGGGUCUGGCAAUAUGCUGGCCACUAGGGAUAGCCACGUGAUGCCUCCUCCCACCAGCGCAGGCAGUAACAUGAUGCAAGGGCAAUAUCUUGGACAAACCUCUUCUCCAAUGGGGGGAUACAGAGUACCCAACAGUGGUCUGCCGGGCGAAGGAGGCAUGGGAGGCUAUCCAGUCCAUGUACCUCCUCCAAUGGAACGUUACGGCCGCCAUGAAGACUUUCCACCUGCCCUGGUGUCAACUUGCUAUGAACGACACAAAACUCACUUCAAUGACCCGAUUCUGGAGCCUGUACAGGAGGACGAGGACCCACUAAGCGAAAAGGGUGCUGAGAGAUGGGAACGUUGUCGUCGCUACAGCCGCAUUCGCGGUGCAGCUAUGAAGCUCGCACCAGGUUUCUCGUCUCCUCGAAGUUCUACGACACAGAAAGCUGGCUUAGGUCUGCGGGACGCUAGUCUGCACAACCCACCUCCUUACCCACCCAUCGAGUAUGAUUCUGCGCGUCGUGUGCCCACUCUUGGUGACCAGGAAGAAGUAAAGGAGUUUACGAUGAACCUCCGUCAGCGGGCCGUGCUGAAUAACGACGCGGAGAUGACAUCACUGUUGCUGUUCCACCCGUACGAAACGAUGCUGCUUGUUGCGGACGAGAAAGAUCAAAUCUCACUUUACAACUUCGAGGAAACGGAGACGAAGGUGUUGACUUUCGGGAACAAAAAUCCACCCGGCUCACGGUUGACAUCUUUGAACUGGAUCAAUGAAACCGAGGAGAGCCUUCUGACGUGCGGCUCUGACGACGGUGUGAUCAAGAUUUACCACGGGUUGCACAGUCCCCAUCCAUCGAUUGGCAGUCCAAAACUCUUAUCGGCGUUCGUCGCGGUGCCUGAUCUUGUGCCUGGAACUCGUGGAUCGGGUCUAGUGAUGAACUGGCAGCAAGACGCUGGCAUGAUAUAUGCUGGUGGUAACUCGAGUAUGCUCCGUGGCUGGGAUUUGCGACAAGAAAAAUGCACCAUCGCGCUUCCUACUCAAACGGACUCUUGUAUCACGAGCAUGGCGAGCGAUAAGAGUAUUCCAGAGACGCUAGUAGCAGGUUUUGGUGAUGGCACUUUGCGAAUUUUUGACGCACGCAGCAGACCGGACUAUGCAGUCAAAACUAUCAUGAAGGAACAUACGUCGUGGGUGGUGCAAACGCACAUAUACGCCGGCAGGAAUGAACUUCUCACCGGAUCUGUGACUGGUCAGUUGAAGUUUUGGGAUAUGCGAUAUCCAAAGAAUAGUGUGAAAUCUCUGGAAGCGCAUCGAUCACCGAUGACUGCCCUCGCCGUUCACGACUAUGCCCCGAUAUUUGCAAGGUACGUUUGACUGCAUGACCGUAGAACCUCUCGGGGUGAUACUUACUUCCUCGUUCACUUUAUUUUUUUUUACCGUGUCAGUGGUUCGCACAACCAGUUUAUUAAAGUGUUCCGGAGUGACGGUGAGCAGUUGGCGCUCAUCCGCUACCACGAAGGAUUCCUGGGCGAGCGAAUUGGUCCCGUUUCGUGCUUGGCGUUCCAUCCGCAUCGACUUUUCUUGGCUGCAGGUGCUACCGACUCCGUAGUUGCUGUUUAUUCAAGCGACAAGUAGUCUUGAUCAAAAGAUCAAUGAAGGGUUCAUAAUAAUUUCUCCAUGUCUGCUAGUAAUUCAAGAAACGUGAUAAUGCAAACUCGUUCGUCUUUGUUGAUAAAAAAGAAUCAAUGCUCAUGAAUUGCGCGCAUGCAU